AUGGCGCAGCUAGGUGCGCAGCUAGAUAACGGCAAUCCACCAGAAUAUGUGGCAUUUCCAGCCAUAGCAGGUCAAGCGAAACCACACCAAGUCAACGAUGUUUAUGGACAGUGUAAAAUAAACAGUGGAAGUGCUUUCUAUUGCUACAACGCCCCUAUCACCAUCUACGUCCCAGGUCCUCAAAAUCCUAUCGGUAUUAGACAACCUCCACGGGAAGGAGAGCACGCAGGGCUAAGGGGGCCAUUCGCAAGUGGCCUAAAUCCCGCAUACCAGGGGAACUUUCCACCCGGUGCAGGACCGACUGUUUACCAUGAAUUUCAAUCCAGUACAGGACAGCCUGCUUAUAAUCCCUACAUGUACCAGGCUCCUGGUCAACAUCGCGGACACAAGACAAGUGAAAAGCAGCAACAAUACCAGUGCUUCGCGGAUAAUGAUUGCAAGAGUAUGAACCAAGAACAUACCACCACCGCAGAAGACAUCGACGACAGUGUCAUAGAAGUUGAUGGGCAAGUAUGGAACGCUGCUCGACUCGCGAAAUUGCAGACGAGCAGUCGACUGGCAUCUCAUGGCGGACACGGUCGUCAAAGCUACUCCUGCAAGCAGAAAUCAAACCCAUACAAUGGUAGCCAGGUGUUCAGCCAUUCUAAGUUAUCCUCUUCGCAGACAAAUUUGCGAGGGGGACACCUUACAACGCUUUUCACGCCGCAGUCUACUCCAGAAAUCUACAUUCCUGUUAAACCCCUGGCCCAUCCCCGCAAAUUCUACAUCAAAGUCUUCGCUGUGGAUGGCCAAGAUGAACUAUCCGAUUCGCGAUUCAGGCAAUGGGUUAUACGAAAACGCGGUGUAAAAUGCUGUAUUGCUGAGAUUGAUGAUGGCGGAUUGUCCAUAUCCUUCUCGUACUGGUCAAGCAGCAAUUCAGAUAAGGUAUCCUCCAAGUGGUUUCCCAAGAUCAAUAGCCGCAACGUCUAUCGAAUCUGCCACGACCAACAUGCUUCUUCCAUCAAGAUUGAAUGGAGCACAGGCCGAACCUUGUACAUUCAAUUUCGUCCCAGGCACUACAAAUCAUUUGUACGACUUCUCGGACGAUUGGAAUGUUCUGGGGACCUCGCCAGCUGGGCUAGAAGCAUACAGAGAAAGGACCAGUCCACACGACUCCGGCUCUAG
Molecule: messenger RNA, 1164 nt
Organism: Mollisia scopiformis
Lineage: Eukaryota; Fungi; Ascomycota; Leotiomycetes; Helotiales; Mollisiaceae
Exons: 3
Coding region: 1-1164 (387 amino acids)
Source: RefSeq, a predicted model, not a curated record